AUGCCGACAACCAACGACUAUCAUAUUACUAAGGAGUUUCGAAUGGGUGGGAACUCACAAGGUGCCGUUGCCGCGCCUGCUACAGCGCGUAUGAUGGGGAAGCAUGGCAGCGCCACGAGUAAUUCGACAACCCCCAAUGGGGACUCUGGACUGAUGCCUGCGGUAGAAUUGAGUCAUGAAACAACUGGGAAAAGUAGUGGGGCUGCUUUGAAACAAUUUCAUCGCAAAUCGCUCGGGGACUGGGAUUUUUUGGAGACUGUGGGCGCUGGGUCGAUGGGCAAAGUGAAGUUGGCUAAACACAAGUAUACAGGCGAAAUGUGUGCGAUAAAGAUUGUGAAUCGAGCAACGAAAGCGUUUAUGCAUAAGGAGGCGCAGUUGCCGGCGCCCAAGACGCAAGAAGAAAUGAUGGAACGAGAACGGAAACUCGAUAAAGAAAUCUCGCGUGACAAACGUACCAUACGUGAAAGUUCAUUGGGUCAGAUCUUGUACCAUCCGCACAUAUGUCGAUUGUUCGAGAUGUGUACUAUGAGUAACCAUUUCUACAUGCUCUUCGAAUACGUGUCAGGCGGUCAACUGCUCGACUACAUCAUCCAGCACGGAUCCCUGCGCGAACGCAACGCGCGUAAGUUCGCACGCGGUAUCGCCAGUGCGCUACAGUAUUUGCACUCCAACAAUAUUGUCCAUCGCGAUUUGAAGAUCGAAAAUAUAAUGAUAUCCACGUCUGGUGAGAUAAAAAUCAUAGAUUUUGGGCUCUCGAACAUGUACGACCCCAAGAAACAAUUGCACACGUUUUGUGGGUCUCUUUAUUUUGCAGCUCCAGAAUUACUCAAGGCGUGCCCCUACGUCGGUCCCGAAGUGGACGUUUGGUCCUUUGGUGUAGUGCUUUACGUUUUGGUUUGUGGUAAAGUUCCCUUUGAUGAUGAGAACUCGAGCGUUUUGCAUGAAAAAAUAAAACAGGGCAAAGUCGAUUAUCCACAACAUUUGUCCAUCGAGGUCAUUUCUCUGUUGUCUAAGAUGCUUGUGGUUGAUCCCUUCAGGCGUGCAACUUUGAAACAAGUUGUCAAUCACCAAUGGAUGCAAAGAGGUUACGAUUUUCCUGUGCCUUCUUAUGUUAUGCAAAGAGUACCACUGACUCCCGAGAUGUUAGACGCAAGCGUUAUCAAAGAAAUGUACAGACUAGAGUUUAUCGACGACAUAGUCGAAACAACUGCCUGGUUGACCAGCCUGAUCUCGAGUUCCGAAUAUCGUUUACUUUCUAAGCAAUAUUGGGAUACUGUCAAUCAAUCCACGCAACAUUUCGAAGAUCCAACGCGCGCGUAUCAUCCACUGCUUUCCAUAUAUUAUCUUGUCGAUGAAAUGCUAAGACGCAAGCUGGCCAAACAGAAAAAGAGGGCGGCCGUAUCUGCCCAGGACAAGUCCCGCCAGAGUGCCGAACUGCCUGCCGUUCUUGAAAACGAUGCCCGUGGUGCGUCACAAAACAAAGUUCCAAAACAAUAUAUCUCAAUACCAGAAAUUCCAUCCAACAAAAGAAUUGCAGAGAUCUCCCCUGCGAAAAAUCUACCUGCUAUCAUGGUUCCACCAAAAUUGGCAAUCCCGGAACAAGCACACACCUCUCCUACAAAUCGGAGGCCCAGUGAGAUCCAAAGUGCCUCUGUGGAUUUGGACAAUGUAUUGUCUCCUACUCCUCAGUCUAACGAUUUUGACCAAACUACUGCUGCUACAAUGCAAACUCCGACUGAACCAUCCAGCGGGAGUGCUGAAAAAUCCAAGUUCGGCACAAUCUUGAGGAAAUUAUCCCAAAGGCGGCACAAUCAGGUUCCUGCGACCCAACACGUCAAUCCUGAUCACAAAAUCUCACAGUUACAAUCGCCCUCAGAGAUGCCAGCGAAUAAUCGUAAGACACACACUCGCGCAGUCUCUGAAUAUGCGCCCACUAACUUCCCAAGCUAUGAUAGUACCUCAACGGCUACUCAAAACGAGUCUUUUUUCCGAGAACAUUCUAAUUUACCUGCAUUACCAACAAACGCUGCGAAUCUGAUUCAAAAUGAACAGAAGCUCCAAGGCGAUAUGCAAAGUUUAAGCAUUGCUGACGAGGACAAACCUUUGCCUCUGCUAGGCGUACCAAAAGGUCGCAAAAUGCAUCCUUCUGCAAGAGCGAAAUCUGUGGGACAUGCUCGCCGUGAGUCUCUCAAAUAUAUGAGACCCCCUGUGCCUUAUGAUUAUCCUGUACCAAAUGAUGUGAACGACGACGGCUUCCUUGAAAAUAGCGAUGACGGCAGAUCCGAUUACAUGGGCAAUGUGGAGUCCGCUAAUGGGGUUAAUACAGAGCUAACUGACCAGCAAGUUUUAGAGCUCGCAGCAAAGGCUCCGCCGGGUUCAAUGCCUUCGAUCGAUUUCCCUCGCUCUUUGUUCUUGAAGGGUUUCUUUUCAGUGCAGACUACAUCCUCAAAGCCCCUGCCGGUUGUUCGUUACAAAAUUAUUUCUGUUUUGAAGAAACUGAACAUCGAAUUUAAGGAGGUUAAAGGUGGGUUUGUCUGUCUUCAUACGCAAUCAUACGUCAGCCCAAACCAGCUACACGGCCAUAUCCAGAGACAACAACAACCAGCGAUUGUCGUUAAUGAUGCCUCAUCUACUGGAAGUGAUGGAAGUACACACAGACGAAACAUGUCCAUUCCGGGCCGCCAGGGUUCAGUUUCUCGUCAAAGCUCGCUGCGGCGUCAAACGUCUGUUAAUCACACUAAUCACCCCUCUAUUUCCGCUACUCCAAUUGCUGCUGGCACUCAUGAAAGAAAGCUUUCUGUUGUUUCUCCAACACAGGCCAGCGGCAGUGUUGGUGAAAUUUCUGCCGCGUCAUUAGAACUAUUACACCAGGACGACAUCUUGACUACUUCUAAAGCCCAAGACAUGAACAGGAUAGACAACGAAAUGGUCACCAAUGCUGAAUCAAAAGAGAGACCUCCUUUGAAAUUUGAGAUUCACAUCGUCAAGGUAAGGAUAGUCGGAUUGGCUGGUAUCCAUUUCAAAAAGGUCUCAGGUAAUACUUGGAUGUACAAAGAGCUGGCAUCUCAUAUCUUACGCGAACUUAACUUAUAA
Molecule: messenger RNA, 3093 nt
Organism: Lachancea mirantina
Lineage: Eukaryota; Fungi; Ascomycota; Saccharomycetes; Saccharomycetales; Saccharomycetaceae
Source: the annotation of a GenBank genome assembly